AUGCCAAUCCGCCCUUCUGCCUCUCUCGGUCCUUUUACUGCCAAUCAAAUCCUUGCCAAGGUAAACAAGUUAGUGUUGAUUUUCGUUCCAGUUUUUGGUAUUGCUUACUUGUUCAAUCACGCUAAAGAUACAUCUGCUUCACCAUUGUUGGCUGAUACUAGUGCUACUCCAGUUGAUAUGAAGGCAGUUUUCUCUCAAUGGAAUUCUGUUAGAGAAACCUUGUCGCCAUUCUGGUUGGAUACUCCUCUUAGAAAGAAGUUGAGUUUCGAUCAAGUUACUGAAGUAGACUAUUUGAAGGAAAUGGAAUGGAAGAUUGUCGAUGGAAAGGUUGUUUUCAAAAAGUAA
Messenger RNA from Naegleria gruberi, 345 nucleotides. RefSeq lists its product as uncharacterized. The transcript has 2 exons. Bases 1 to 345 code for a protein of 114 amino acids. NCBI's taxonomy places the organism in Eukaryota, Heterolobosea, Eutetramitea, Acrasida, Naegleriidae. The record is from RefSeq and is a predicted model, not a curated record.